Schistosoma spindalis is the source of this 234-nucleotide messenger RNA. Lineage: Eukaryota; Metazoa; Platyhelminthes; Trematoda; Strigeidida; Schistosomatidae. The record is from the annotation of a GenBank genome assembly.
AUGUGUGGAGCUGUAUUCCGACAGGCUCAUCAAAAUACGGGAAGUGCAGAUCUAAAACAAUCGCUACUCCUGAUAUCGUUUGACAUAGAACAGUUUCUUGUAAUCAUUAAUACUCUUGUUUGCAUAGGACAGUUUCAAGUAGUUCUUUUUUAUGUAAAUGAACUUUGUUUGCCGGAAUCAAAGCUCAUUGGUAAUGAUAGUGAGGAUUUAGCAGCUUCAUCGCACAUAAGGUAA